UAGCUUGUCAGGGUGCUUGUCAGGGUGCUGUGUUCUGUCUAGGGGCCAGCCUGAUUCAGCAGGUCUCUACAUAACGAAGUGGCCAUUUCCGCUUCCGAUCCACAGCUUCAAGCCAAGGCCGGCGUCAUGGACCCUGGCUCCGACAUCAUCGAGUACGAGAGGCCCGGCGUCGUGCGCGUGUACAAGAGCGGCCGUGUCGAGCGCUUCGACGGCACCGACACCAACACCGUCCCGCCCUGCCCCUCCGGGGACCCCGCCAAUGGCGUCGUCUCCAAGGAUGUCGUCCUCGACGCCUCUGCCAACAUCUCCGCUCGCCUGUACAUUCCGGCCGCGGAGCCUGGCAAGAAGCUCCCCGUCGUCGUUUACUUCCACGGCGGCGGUUUCCUUGUCCAAACCCCGGCCUCCCCGUUCUACCACACCUACACCGCGUCGCUCGCCGCCGCGGCGCCCGCCGUCGUCGUCUCAGUCGACUACCGCCUCGCUCCCGAGGACCGCCUCCCCGCCGCCUACGACGACGCCUUCGCCGCGCUUAAGGCGGUCGUCGCCUCGUGCCGCCCGGACGGCGCCGAGCCGUGGCUCGCGGCGCAUGGCGACGCCUCCCGCGUCGUCCUCGCCGGCGACAGCGCCGGUGGGAACAUCGCGCACAACACGGCCAUAAGGCUGCGGAAGGAACGCAUCGAGGACUACGGCGACGGUGUAAGCGGCGUCGCGCUCCUGCAGUCCUACUUCUGGGGGACAGAGCGGGUGGGCGGGGAGCCCACGGAUGCCGCCUACCGCGGCGAGUUUGAGCGCUUGUGGGACGUCGCCUGUGGCAGCCAUUUCGGCCCCGACCACCCUUACAUCAACCCGGCGACGUCGCCCGGGGAGUGGAGCCAGCUCGGGUGCGACCGCGUGCUGGUCACCACGGCCGAGCUCUGCUGGUUCGUGGACAGGGCGCGCGAGUACGCGGAUGGGAUAAAGGCGUGCGGAUGGGACGGAGAGGUCGAGUUCCACGAGACCAAGGGCGAGGAGCAUGUCUACUUGUUUAAGUCCGGCUGCGACAAUGCCGUCAAGGAGCUCGCCGUCGUGGCCGACUUCGUCGGGCGCUGUUGAGGUUGCUUGCUUUUCUGCUCGCCCGAUGAAUGAUUCAUCAGUAUUUUCUUUUUGAAGAGACAGCGCGAUUCAUCAGUAAUAAAGGAUAACAUAAUUGGCGAGUGAUAGGCGCCGAUCAACCGACUAAAAUUUGAUUAUGAGAUCCAGGCAAUCCAAAGUAGCAAUGUCAAAUUCAUAUAUUCUCGGAGUCAGCUGCUUUCAAAAUAAUUGUUGGAUCAUGGCGGCAAUGCCAAGACGCAGGGGAAUUCUUCCAACAUCCAAUGGAUACAUUCAAUAUCCCUGAACAUCUCAGGCCAACCUCAUGUAUUCCCUACUAAAAGUCUCUCUGUGUUCUAGGCAUUUGGUGCUCACAGUAAACCCUAACCAUAGGAUAAGUGAACACCUUCGUGCAUACUAUGAUUAUAUCUUCAGUCAUUCGAAGAUACUCAUAUGCAAACAUUCAAAAUGUUGCGGUCACCUUUUGGAAACAAGAAAAUCCUAGCGGACCGACAUA
Messenger RNA from Triticum aestivum (bread wheat), 1585 nucleotides. Its product is annotated as probable carboxylesterase 12. Gene Ontology annotation, molecular function: hydrolase activity. Bases 127 to 1092 code for a protein of 321 amino acids. The record is from RefSeq and is a predicted model, not a curated record. NCBI's taxonomy places the organism in Eukaryota, Viridiplantae, Streptophyta, Magnoliopsida, Poales, Poaceae. The transcript has a single exon.